Messenger RNA from Medioppia subpectinata, 221 nucleotides. The record is from the annotation of a GenBank genome assembly. NCBI's taxonomy places the organism in Eukaryota, Metazoa, Arthropoda, Arachnida, Sarcoptiformes, Oppiidae.
AUGUCUAGAGUGUGGCAAACAUCGAUGUCUGAAACUUGCGAUGCGAUGCCGGCACCGGAGGGAGACGUGACGGCACAGGACACCUACGGCUGCCCUCUCGAUAGUAAGUGCAAAAAGCACUGCCAGGGCCUCGGCUUUAAGGAUGGCAAGUGUGAGGGCGCCACACAUUUGACCUGUCAUUGUAUCGGUUAAUCUGGUUUUAAAUAUGGUUGAAACUAAUU